CACUACCAAGGUCCGUAGAUCGAGGGGAAGCUUCGUCGGGCACCUUUGCACGUCUUCGUGGUCGCACGAGAGCUCAGCGCGUUCUACGCGAUUCCGCGACGCGUUCUCGCGAAAGUUUAGUGCAAUACUUUAGGAACACUGGAGGAGAGAUAACGAUAGGGAGGAUAGAAGACGAAACGACGUCAAGUGAGGAAAGAUUAACCCGGUGCAGCUGUUUAAUUAUUCGACAUAAUUGAAGAAAUUUGGUGGAUAUAACGAAGGAAUGCGCUAGAAAGAAGGAUAGGGAAGAAUCGAAGGACAAUGGAUCAUACGAGAUGGUUCCUGGUGCUGUUGGGCAUAAUUUGCGCUUGUACUUGCGGCGUAAAAACGGAAUGCGGAAAUCACGCGCAGAUCUCGUUGCUAACUAGCAUUCACGACGAUCCGUCCUGCAGGAAACUGUCUGCCAGGGGCGUGCUACUUUACGAAGCUGCCAAGUUGCUCGCUGAACUACACAAUAACAAGUCUGCCGGCUAUGACAUCGAACUAACUGUUGUGGAUACGUGCGGUAGUAUAGCUGGUGCUUUGAAGGCAGCAAUGAAGGCUCUCGUGGGGGCGGACACAAACUGCUUGCAGCCGCCUCAUUAUUUAGGAAUUAUCGGGCCGGAUACUGCUACAAAUGCGGAAGCCGUACACAAGAUAACGUCGGUGCUGAAAGUGCCUCAUAUCGUGAGACGAGCAUCGAAUUCCCCUUAUCUUCAUCAUCUGGCAAAAGAAUCUGAUUCUUAUUUGGUCCAGGGAACGACAAAGGUCAUAGAGGAACUGAAGUGGAAAUCGUUCACACUGGUGGUGAACGCCGACGAGGAUGGCGAGGACGACGCUCAAAACAUCGCGAAAAAACUAACAAUGGCUGCUAUUCAGAAGGGUCUUUGUGUUUUGGUGUACGACGGUGAUCAAGACGAUUUGACAACGCACAUAGUGCACAUUGGAACACCGGAAGACGGGUUCUUCAGCAAACCCAUCAAUUCUACUGUUUUAGUUGUCAGCGAAGGACACCUCGAGGGGCACCUAAACCAUGUCAAUUCCACCAAUAGUAUACUACUUCUGGAAGACUCUAGGAAUGAAUUCGCCGGAUUAGAAACGAGGGUGGAAAAAUCGAAAUGGUGGUCGAACAAAGACAAUGGGAGAUUCGACAGCGAGGAAUUGAGGGACGUAAGAUGGCUCGAGGACGCGAUAAAAGUGUACGCGAAAGCGUUAGACACGCUGUGCAAAAAGAAGAAAUGCAAAAAUCAGGUAAACCCCGUUGACUGGAACAACGUGUUAACGAACGUCUUGGCCGAUCAGGCGAAAGAAUCGCAAUCGGUACCCUCGUCUCUCGAACUGUCGAUGAAAGUAAAGGCAGCCGACCUACAAACUCUUGGGAGCAUCGUUGUCAACAAGAAUAAAGUGAAGUUGCAUUGGGGUAACGAGGAUGACGAUGACGACGACGAUAAGGACGGCGACGACGACGACGACGACGACGACGAUGACGACGACGAGGACGACGACGAUGAUGACGAUGGCGAAAUGCCGAGUAUGUUCAAGAAAUUAAUUACCAAAGAAAAAGGUACGAAGACAGGUUGCGCGACUACACCUAAACAGAUUAAGUUAUUACACGAUGACGACGACGACGACGACGACGAAGCUACUCGAGUUCUUGUUUCCGAAAUGGACGACAGCGAUUGGUGGACGGUGGUAGGUACAGUGAGCGGGGUCGGGGUGGCCAUGUUCGUCGUCGGCAUCCUGGCUGUGUACGUGGUGUACACGAACAUAAGGGGUCCUGUACCACCGAAAAACGCUCGUAUCGAAAGGGAUACCAGCUUGAGAAGGGUGGGUAGCGACCGCGAAACACCCGUUCGUGCGCAGAGGCAACCCCGUACCUUGCAGAGGAUGGACAGCAACAGAAGCAUCAGAAGUACCAUUUCCGAGAAGAGCGUCUGACCCCGAUUUCGAUACGUGCUACGCUUUUAUAAUGAAACGAUUCGAGCGAGUCGCCGCCGCUUACUCGAAAUUAGUCGCGAAAUAACGUGGCUCGCGCUGAAAGUUUUGCGAAUUCGCUUUAUAGGCCAGCGAGCAGACUUACGGCUACGAUUCUCAAGACUUUCGGAGUGCCAAUUGUUUUUCAGUCUAGCUCUCGAUCUAGUUAUUAUUUUUAGUUGGAAUUUCUUAAUUAUGUUCAGCGACCGCUUGGGUUCGUUUCGGUUCGAUCAAGAUACGCGGAAUUGCGACGAACCGUGGGUAACGGUCGUCAAUCUUUUCAGCAAAUUUUGAUCAUUUAGAAACGAAACACGAAUCAGUUAAUAAAUUAUCACGCGUCGAGGCAUUGAAGUCUUGAGAUAUCAAUGACGGAACAUAGUUCUGAAUCUAACGAAACGCUUAGAAGGAUUUAUCGUUAUUGAUUUCGCGAGAAGUUGAUGUAUCAUUCAUGUGUUAAAUAUAUACAGCUCACCGAGCUAA
Molecule: messenger RNA, 2472 nt
Organism: Osmia bicornis bicornis
Lineage: Eukaryota; Metazoa; Arthropoda; Insecta; Hymenoptera; Megachilidae
Exons: 8
Coding region: 301-1956 (551 amino acids)
Source: RefSeq, a predicted model, not a curated record